Hyalella azteca is the source of this 2799-nucleotide messenger RNA. Its product is annotated as microfibril-associated glycoprotein 4. Lineage: Eukaryota; Metazoa; Arthropoda; Malacostraca; Amphipoda; Hyalellidae. Bases 100 to 1215 code for a protein of 371 amino acids. The record is from RefSeq and is a predicted model, not a curated record. The transcript has 6 exons.
UUCUCGUAGCCAGUACAUCGGCUGAUGGUACAGUGACUCGAAGUGCUUUGUCUUGCGAUUAGGCUAUAGAAACUCGGAAGAAUUACAUAGGAACGCGAAAUGUAUGCACCAAGGAGUCGUCUCGCUUUCCUGCACAUACUGUGGUUGACUGUACUUCUGUUGUCGGAGGGCCACGGCCAAACUGCCGCACAGCGAUGCCCACCGACCGCUGGCGCCGUUAAUCAAUGUCUUGCCAGCGUCUUAACAGCGCUGAACGUCAUCGGCAAUGCUCGUAGCGAAGGCGAUAUCAGCAUCGAUAAGCUUACCCCGCAGCAACAACGAACUUACGAGGAACUUCAGGAACUUGCGGAUGUUUUGAGGACUGACACCAGCGGCACCGAGAAGAUGAAGUCGUCAGUUGUGAAUGUGAUCGUUUACCUGAUGGCUUAUCGGCGGUGCAUCCUAGAAAGUGGCGAGUUUGCCCCACCCAGCGUUGGCACUACUCUAGCGAUGGUGCCGCUGCCACUUCCUCCUGGACCACCACUUACCUCUCCGUCCAGCAUCAUCACACCUGAUCAGACGACGGUGCUGUUCACUCCCGCGGAUUGUUCGGAGCGGCCGGAGAAGACAUCGGGCGUGUACACCAUCUACCCCAGCGGCGCUGCCGUCCAAGUUUACUGCGACCACACGACGGACGGCGGCGGCUGGACGGUCUUCCUGCGGCGCCAGAAGCAGGAGCCUCAACUCAACUUCAGUCGAACCUUCAAGGAAUACGAAGAAGGAUUCGGCAGUCCCACUGGCGAAUACUGGCUGGGCCUGGAGAACUUGCAUCUCCUGACGACCACGCAACCGCAGGAGCUGCGGGCUGAAAUCGUCCGAGGAGCAGAGCGCACCAGCAGCCGCUACCGGGAGUUCAGAGUGGAAGGCGGUGAUGAGUACACACUGAGGGUCGGCGGCUACGACGCCGAGGGCAUCUCUGCCUUCGAUGCCCUCGCUUACAACGACGGCAUGCAGUUCUCGACCAUCGAUCGUGAUCGUGAUUUAGACGCCGGAAGCUGUUCGGGGUUGAACGGUGGCGGUGGCUGGUGGUACAACAGAUGCUCGCGUGUGAACCCUACAGGCGUGUACGGCGGCGACAGACCUGCCGAGCUUACCCGUGGAAAGUUCUUGUCCUGGGAUACUCACUACCAGGCACACGUCACUCAACUCACCCUCCUGAUCAGACCAAAGGAUUAAUAUGUACAAUAUGUUGGAUCAUGUAGGAUAUGCGCAAGGACAUGCAGGAAGUGCUCCAGGACAUGUAGGAUAUGCGCAAGGACAUGCAGGAAGUGCUCCAGGAUACAUAUGGCAUGCUCUAGGACAUGCAGGAAGUCCAGUAUGACAUGUAGGGCAUGCUCUAGGAUAUGCAGGAAGUCCUGUAGAACAUGCGGGGCAUGCUCUAGUCUACGACAUGCAGGCGGAAGUCAUGUAGGACACGUAGGGCAUGCUCUAGGACAUGCAAAACAUGCUCCAGGACAUUUAGAACAUUCUCAAAGACAUGUAAGACCUGCUUUAGAUCUUGCGGGAAACGCUCUAGGUCUAGGACAAGUAAGACAUGAUCUCGCACACGUAAGACAUGCACGUAAACAUGUAGGACAAGUAAGAAAUGCUUUAUGACUCUUGUGACAUGCUCUAGGAGAUGUAGGAUAUGCUCAUGGUUUGUAGGGAGUGCUCGAGGUCCUAGGACAUGUAUGACACUCUAGAACAUGUAAAAAAUUUAGGAUUUGUAGGACAUCCAUUAAAUAUUUUAGGAUAUGCGGGACUUUUAAGACAUGUUUUGGGACAUUUGGCGGUAUACAUAUAAUGGAUGAAGCUUCAGCUGGCCGGUCUUGUCUUCCAUCGGUUUUAAGAACAUCAGCAUGGACUGCUGCAACGCCUGAAUGUCGUUCACGUGGAAAAUAAUAUCGCGUCGCCCAGGUGAUCUGCUGCAAAUUAAGGCAAACUUUAAUAAUGGCUGCUGAAAUAUGCCGAGACUAGUUGAGCAUAAAUGUUUAUAUAUCCUAAAUUCAAAAAUUAAAUUACCAAAUUAUAUCCUAAAGAUUACCUUCAGUGAUAUGUCCGCUAACGAAACCAAUAGCCAAGUGACAUUUGAUGAGUAAAUCAGUAAUGUGAUUAGGCAAGUAAUAAUAGCCCAUGAGAUAAGUUAAAGAAUUAAUAUAGGCCUGCAAUUGUUAAUAUAAUUAGGGAAUUUAAUUGACCAGGCUUAUCUUAAUUGAGUGAAUACAGAAUAAGCAUGUAGAUGAGAAUUUGCAGAAAAAAUUUAUUUGAAAUUUAAAAGAAUUAUUAGUAGAAAAAACGAGGGUUGUCACUAUAUAGAUUAUCUUUGAGUGUUCUAGCUGAAACUUCAAGGUUGUGAAAGAAAGCUAUUUCUUUCUUAAAUUGUUGAUAAACUUGUAAAAUUCAAUUUGUUGACUUCACAUCGCUAGAUUUUGCUAAAGGGAUGACAAAUUAGUGUAAUAUUUUUAAUACAAUUACAUUAUCAUUCUUAAACAGAACAAAACAUUCUUAAACAAAACUCUUAAACUUAAUUUUUCCCUGCAUAUAUCUGAUAGCUCUUUAUGGGAACCAAUAGGUGCCAUGUAGGCCAGUGAUUUCUUAUUUUUCUUCCCUGGCAACCAAUUUUUCGUGGCUCAUUAGCAUGUGUCGGAUGAUAAGAUUGGACGUCCCUUCUACACAAGUGUUUUGUGGUGUACAACCUCAUGUCUAGAAGUAAGUUCGGUCGGAGUGAAACAUUUUGAAGAAUAGGCCUGAGUGUAAUAAUAUGAGAAGUAGAAUAACGAA